This is a messenger RNA of Aspergillus heteromorphus CBS 117.55, 2340 nucleotides long. RefSeq lists its product as uncharacterized. NCBI's taxonomy places the organism in Eukaryota, Fungi, Ascomycota, Eurotiomycetes, Eurotiales, Aspergillaceae. Bases 1 to 2340 code for a protein of 779 amino acids. Gene Ontology annotation, molecular function: transcription cis-regulatory region binding; DNA-binding transcription factor activity, RNA polymerase II-specific; zinc ion binding. Gene Ontology annotation, biological process: positive regulation of transcription by RNA polymerase II. Gene Ontology annotation, cellular component: nucleus. The transcript has a single exon. The record is from RefSeq and is a predicted model, not a curated record.
AUGGAACCUCUUUCGAAGGCUCGAGUCCGCAAAACACCGUCGGCCUCCGCCCCCGGGACCCGGAAAAGACGCAAGCGGACGGUCGUCAGUCAAGCGGCGGACGAUUGCUUCACGUGCGCCCGACAGGGGACCCCAUGCGACCGGCGGCGUCCCUACUGUUCCCAGUGCUUGGAAGGCGGCCGUGACUGUGCGGGAUACAAGACCACCCUAACCUGGGGGGUGGGGGUGGCCAGUCGUGGGAAACUUCGGGGGCUGUCCCUCCCCGUGACUGGGGCGGCCCAGCCAGCCGCAAGCCCAUCGAGACCUCGCCAUGCGGCAGGAUCACCACGAGUAUCUCAGCCUCGACAGCCGGUGGAAUCGACUGCAGAGAAUUACUGCAUUCCCCGAGAACGGCAGCCUUCUUUAGCGACCGGGUCCUCUGACAAUGGGGCCCCGUUUAUGGCUACACCCGGUCCACAAGCCAGGCCGGCAGUACCCGCACCCUGCGCACGCGAGCUCUAUACCACGCAUUCCACGAUGAACCCGACGGCAUGCGAGCCUUUACUACCGGGUUCAAGAAGGGCGGAUUUGAUGCCACAGUAUCAUAUGCCACCCAUCGUCUCAAACACCCUGGACGUGGAAAUUGGGAUGAGACCGGUACCGUCGGCGCAGUGGCCAUGGCCUGGGCAUUCUUGGGAGCAGGAAACAGAGAACGGGUCCGAGGAGCAGAUCGAACAAAUGUACUCCGAUGACACGCGAUCGUGGCUGGGUGCCUUCCAGUCGCCGUCGUUAUCUCAGCAGUUACUAGCGCGUUCCGUGGGACGCACACCGCGACUUCAAUACCUCAUCAGCUAUUACGCGGAGGUCAUUGCGCCCAUGAUCGUGGCCUUUGAUAGCCCGACGAACCCUUUCCGGACAUAUGUUCUGCGUUUGGCGCAGGAGAGCGUAUCCCUGCAGGAGGCCAUUGCGACACUAGCCACCUGCAACCUGCGGCAACGACGCGAAGGCGGAACAAGGUCAACGGAACGGACUUUGCCAGCCCGGCUGUCCUCUCUGGCUCACCAGGUCUUGACCGACGACACCCUCCAGGAUCGGUCGGGAAACCCGGUUCCUGAGGCGUCUGCUCAGGAAGAACAGUUUCACCGCGGCAUGGCAGUCAAGGAACUGAACCGGGAAUUGGCCGACUCGCGCCAGCGGCUUUCGGACUCUGUUCUCGCGACAUUGCUGAUUCUUUGUUUAUUCCACUGCUGCGAUACUGGGGUCGCGCAAUUCAAGACACAGUUCGCCGGGGUGACCAAGCUGCUGGCCAUCCGACUGUGCAACUCCCGUUGCAUGUCGGACGAGCUGAAGUGGUUUGUUCGCAUGUUCACGUGGAUUGACACGAUGACAGCAACCACCAAUGACCGCGAGGUGCAACUUCGCGGAGCCUGUUUGGAUAUCACUGCCGUCUCCGAUAGCGAAUGGGGCCUCGAGAACCUCGCGGGAUGUGAUGCUGGGCUCUUCAGAAUGGUGGCGCAGCUCGGCCGAUUGAACCUUCUGAGUCAGAACCAAGAAGUACGCACUCUUACACCACCUGAUAUCUAUAUUCCCUCCACAACAGUCCCGCCGUCGAUGGCGUUUUACUCGUCGAAUGGCAACCCGUUGCCACCGCCGCCCAGUGACCGUGAUAGAACAGCGUUGCCACCGAAGUUCUGGACGGAAUGGUACUCGCUUCGCCAGAAGCUCGAGUCCUGGCGGUUUCUUCCCCAGCGCCAGAUGAGCACUCCUGACUCCACGCCCAACAACUCCUACAUCUCGCCACCGUCAUCUCCGCCGAUUCAGUCCGUAGUCGCACCCCAACAUGUGCAGGAUGUCAUCCAAAUCUCGGAGUCAUUCCGGCAUGCGGCGAUUCUGUAUAGCGAGCGCCUCGCCUACCCCGAGCUACCAUCUGCGCAUCCUCGUAUCCAAUAUCUUGUGCAACGCACGAUGAGUCACAUUCUAGCCGUGCAGUGCGAUGCGUACCUGCUGUGGCCGCUGUUUAUCGCGGGCUCGGAAUGCGUGCUUGCAGGACACCGCGACCUUGUCCGAAAACGAUGCAAAGACCUGUCCAGAGACUCGGGGUUUUUCAACAACCUCUCGUGUCUCGGGUUGCUGGAGAAGGUGUGGGCGAAGAGCCCCAUGGGCUCCGGAUCGGGCGAGGGCUAUCCUACCGCAUCGAUAGACCUCAGCGCCAUGCACGGAGCCGGCGGGAGGGAGCUCGGGGGCUGGACUUUGCCAGGUGCGUCUUCGAUGGGACCAGCCCCGAGUCCGCGCAAACCGGGCCUCCGGUGGCACGAAGCCAUGCAGAGCAAACGGGCGGAGGGGGAGUAUAUGACAGUAUGA